This is a messenger RNA of Trachemys scripta elegans, 2345 nucleotides long. It is a transcript of the gene ZBTB20, whose product is annotated as zinc finger and BTB domain containing 20. Bases 32 to 2305 code for a protein of 757 amino acids. Lineage: Eukaryota; Metazoa; Chordata; Testudines; Emydidae. Gene Ontology annotation, biological process: regulation of transcription by RNA polymerase II. The record is from RefSeq and is a predicted model, not a curated record. Gene Ontology annotation, molecular function: DNA-binding transcription factor activity, RNA polymerase II-specific; RNA polymerase II cis-regulatory region sequence-specific DNA binding; protein binding. The transcript has 4 exons.
CACAGCCUCUCUCUGUCCCCUGCCCCAAUGAAUGUCUGCACUAGGGCCAAGGCUUGGAGUGAUUUACCUGAAGAGUGACACCAUUUGGAAACCACUGAAGAAACCCAAGACAGCUGAAAACCAGAAGGCGUCUGAGGAGAAUGAGAUUACUCAGACGGGUGCAUGCAGCGCCAAGCCAGGCCUUCCCUGCCUGAACCUUGAAGCUGUUCCGCCUCUGAGCCCAGCCCUCACCCACUCAUCACAGUCACCAACAAACCUGCCCGCACACACAGGGUCAUCUGAUUGUAACAUCAGUUGCAAGGGGAUGACAGAGCGCAUUCACAGCAUCAACCUUCACAACUUCAGCAAUUCUGUGCUCGAGACCCUCAACGAGCAGCGCAACCGUGGCCACUUCUGUGACGUGACGGUCCGCAUCCACGGGAGCAUGCUACGCGCCCACCGCUGCGUGCUGGCGGCUGGCAGCCCCUUCUUCCAGGACAAGCUGCUGCUGGGGUACAGCGACAUCGAGAUCCCCUCAGUGGUGUCAGUCCAGUCCGUGCAAAAGCUCAUUGACUUCAUGUACAGUGGGGUGCUGCGGGUCUCACAGUCAGAGGCCCUGCAGAUCCUCACAGCUGCCAGCAUCCUGCAGAUCAAGACUGUGAUUGACGAAUGCACAAGGAUCGUCUCGCAGAAUGUGGGGGAGGUCUACCCAGUGAUUCAGGACUCUGGGCAGGAGACGCCCAGGGGGACCCCCGAAUCGGGCACCUCAGGGCAGAGCAGCGACACAGAGUCUGGCUACUUGCAGAGCCACUCGCAGCACAGUGUGGACAGGAUCUACUCGGCUCUCUAUGCCUGUUCCAUGCAGAAUGGCAGUGGGGAGCGCUCCUUCUACAGCGGAGCAGUGGUCAGCCACCAUGAAACAGCCCUGGGGCUUCCCAGAGACCAUCACAUGGAAGACCCCAGCUGGAUUACACGGAUCCACGAGCGCUCACAGCAGAUGGAGCGGUACCUCUCCACCACUCCAGAGACCACACACUGCCGCAAGCAACCACGCCCGGUCCGGAUCCAGACCCUGGUGGGCAACAUCCACAUCAAACAGGAGAUGGAGGAUGACUAUGACUACUAUGGCCAGCAGAGGGUGCAGAUCCUGGAGCGUAAUGAGUCUGAGGAAUGCACUGAGGACACUGACCAAGCAGAAGGCACUGAGAGUGAGCCCAAGGGGGAGAGUUUUGACUCUGGAGUCAGUUCCUCCAUUGGGACUGAGCCUGAUUCCAUGGAGCAGCAGUUCAUGGCUAACCUGGGCCGAGAGGGUCAGCAGGAACCUUCCCAAGCAGAGCAAAAUGAAGUCCCUGCUGAAGGCACACAGACCCAGCCGCAACACCUAGAUGCCAACACUUCCUCGCCAGACAGAAGCAAUGACAUUGAAAUGGACAGCAAAGUGCUCACUGUCAGUAACAACAGCGAAAAGGGGGCCUUGCAGCCUUCUGUCAACACAACAGUUGCCCAACCAUUGCCAAGCACCCAGCUCUACUUACGCCAGACAGAAACCCUCACCAGCAAUCUGAGGAUGCCGCUGACCCUGACCAGCAACACACAGGUCAUUGGCACAGCUGGCAACACCUACCUGCCCGCCCUCUUUACCACACAGUCUGCUGGCAGUGGACCUAAACCUUUCCUUUUCAGCCUGCCCCAGCCCUUAGCUGGCCAACAGACACAGUUUGUGACAGUGACCCAACCUGGCCUGUCAACCUUUACUGCCCAGCUGCCAGCCCCACAGCCCUUGGCCCCAUCUGCGGGCCACAGCACAGCAGGUGGACAGGGUGAAAAAAAGCCUUACGAGUGCACUCUCUGCAACAAGACUUUCACCGCCAAACAGAACUAUGUCAAGCACAUGUUUGUACACACAGGUGAGAAGCCCCACCAGUGCAGCAUCUGUUGGCGCUCCUUCUCCUUAAAGGAUUACCUAAUCAAACACAUGGUGACGCACACCGGCGUGAGGGCCUACCAGUGCAGCAUCUGCAACAAGCGCUUCACCCAGAAGAGCUCCCUCAACGUGCACAUGCGCCUCCACCGUGGGGAGAAGUCCUACGAGUGCUACAUCUGCAAGAAGAAGUUCUCCCACAAGACCCUUCUGGAGAGGCAUGUGGCUCUGCACAGUGCCACUAACGGCACGACCGGCGCAGCAGGCACGGGCACCAGGGCUGUCCCUGCCGGGGUGGUGGCCUGCACGGAGGGGACCACGUACGUCUGCUCUGUCUGUCCAGCUAAGUUUGACCAAAUCGAGCAUUUCAACGACCACAUGAGGAUGCAUGUGUCAGACGGAUAAGUAGAAUCUCUGUCUCUUUGUUAUGAACAAAAAAAAAAAA